Molecule: messenger RNA, 2243 nt
Organism: Suncus etruscus (white-toothed pygmy shrew)
Lineage: Eukaryota; Metazoa; Chordata; Mammalia; Eulipotyphla; Soricidae
Gene: GZF1
Product: GDNF inducible zinc finger protein 1
Exons: 6
Coding region: 62-2185 (707 amino acids)
Biological process (GO): regulation of immune system process; negative regulation of transcription by RNA polymerase II; regulation of cytokine production
Molecular function (GO): protein binding
Source: RefSeq, a predicted model, not a curated record
GCGGCUCCCGCUGAGUAGCGGAGGCGACGCGGGAGCUGUUGUUUUAUUUUUAAGAAGAAACAUGGAAAAUGGUGCAGUUCUGCUGGAAUCCAAAUCCUCACCAUUUAGCCUAUUGCAUGAAAUGCAUCAGCUGCGCCUUCUUGGCCACCUGUGUGAUGUGACAGUCAGUGUGGAGUACCAGGGUGUCCGCGAAGAAUUCAUGGCCCACAAGGUGGUGCUAGCAGCUACCAGCAAAUUUUUUAAGGAACAGUUUCUUAAUGAGAAAACUAUGGAUGGCAGUAAGACUAAUGUUUACCUAAGUGAAGUGCAGGUUGUUGAUUUUGCUUCAUUUCUUGAGUUUGUCUACACUGCAAAGGUACAGGUGGAAGAAGAUCGGGUGCAGCGAAUGCUGGAGAUGGCUGAAAAACUGAAAUGUUUGGACUUAUCAGAAACUUGUUUUCAAUUAAAGAAACAAAUGUUGGAAUCAGUACUUUUGGAGUUACAGUUCUCAGAGCCCCAGACGGCAGAAGGAAGCAAUAACAUCCAAGUCUCUGUGGCUCAUAACCAGCCUCUGGCUCCGACCAGUGCAGUGGAGGACACUCCUCUCACCAAUGGCCUGAAUGAGUCCUUAGAGCUGCCAGGGGAGAGAAUGAGCAAUGGCUUGUUAUCAGACAUGCCCUUAAAGAAGUCAAAGGAGAAACCAGACAAGAAAAAAGACAUCAUUAAGCCUUCCUAUCCGAAAAUCAGGCGAGCUAGUGGAAGACUGGCUGGUAGAAAGGUAUUUGUGGAAAUUCCCAAAAAGAAAUACACAAGACGACUCCGAGAGCAGCAGAAAAUUGCUGAGGAUGACAUAGGAAACUACACCUAUCCCCAAGAUCCCAGCCCAGAUACUGAGGUAAAGAUGGAGCCAAGUACUAAUAAUGAGGAAUGCAGUGGUGGGGUGCAGGUGGAGGAAGUGCUGCAGAAAGUGGGCCAGGGGGAGGAAGAGGAGGAUGAGGAUGUAGAUAAGAAGAGCAACUUCAAAUGCACUAUGUGUGACAAAGCCUUUUUGUAUGAGAAGAGCUUUCUAAAACACAUCCGGCACCACCAUGGAGUUGCCACGGAAGUGGUUCAUCGCUGUGAUACUUGCAGCCAGACCUUUGCCAACCGCUGCAACCUGAAGAGCCACCAGCGCCAUGUGCAUAGCAGUGAGCGCCACUUCCCUUGUGAUCUCUGUGGGAAGAAGUUUAAAAGAAAGAAGGAUGUCAAGCGUCAUGUGGUGCAGGUCCACGAGGGUGGAGGUGAGCGGCACCAGUGCCAGCAGUGUGGCAAGGGCUUGAGCUCCAAGACGGCCCUAAGGCUACAUGAGCGGACACAUACGGGUCACAAGCCCUAUGGCUGCACAGAAUGUGAGGCCAAGUUCUCACAGCCUUCUGCACUCAAGACCCACAUGAGAAUUCAUACAGGGGAAAAACCUUUUGUCUGUGAUGAGUGUGGUGCAAGAUUCACUCAGAACCACAUGCUGAUUUAUCAUAAAAGGUGCCACACAGGUGAAAGGCCUUUUAUGUGUGAAACAUGUGGCAAGAGUUUUGCUUCCAAGGAAUAUUUAAAACAUCAUAAUAGAAUUCAUACUGGAUCAAAACCCUUUAAAUGUGAAGUUUGUUUCAGGACUUUUGCCCAGCGGAAUUCACUUUACCAACAUAUUAAAGUUCAUACAGGGGAGCGUCCUUAUUGCUGUGACCAGUGUGGUAAGCAGUUUACUCAGCUAAAUGCUCUGCAGCGGCACCAUCGGAUCCACACAGGAGAGAAGCCUUUCAUGUGUAAUGCAUGUGGGAGAACUUUUACUGACAAGUCUACUCUCCGGAGGCACACAUCAAUACAUGAUAAAAAUACCCCAUGGAAAUCUUUCCUUGUUAUUGUGGAUGGCUCACCCAAGAAUGAUGAAGGGCACAAGACUGGACAACCUGAUGAAGAAUAUGUGUCAUCCAAACUUUCAGAUAAAUUGCUGUCUUUUGCAGAAAAUGGCCAUUUUCACAACUUGGUCCCAGUUCAGGACAGUGUAUCGACCAUGGAUGAAAAUAGGUCUGCGGACACUGCCUGCAAGUCAGACACUCCCAUGGUGUCCCAGGACACACUGUUGGCCACCACUAUCAGUGAGCUUAGUGAGCUGACUCCCCAGAGAGAGUCAAUGCCUACACAACUUCAUCCUUUAACCAACAUUGAAUAAGCUUAAAGAUACCUGCCAAGCAGGUCUAUCUUUUUGCCCAGGAAAACAAGAAAAUGUC